AUGUUGGAAGAACAAGAGGCUUCUUAUGUGGAGCUGCUGCUGCUGCUGCAGCAGCAGCAGCAGAACCCCAAAGUCCUGCUUCCGGUGCUCCAGCUCGUGCUGCAGUGCAGCGGGGACCCCGACUUCAUCCGCUUUCUCAUUAGUGGCCUUUCCUCCACCAAGGAGCACCAAAACAAGCAGCAGCAGCAGGAGCAAAAACAGCAGCAGCAGCAGCAACAGCAGCAGCAGCAGCAGCAGCACCAGCGGGAAGCUGUUGUGCAGGGGCUGCGCCGCCUGCUGCGGCUCGUAGGCGGCAAAGACGGCAGCCUCUCUGCGCUGAGCACAGAAAUCUUAAUUAACUUAACAGCAAACGAAACCCUGGCUGAACUCAUGCUGGAGGAGUACAAAGACAUGACCAGCUUGCUGCUGGAGAACCUGAAGCGGCAGCAGCAGCAGCAGCAGCAGCAGCAGCAGGGGGAAGAAGAGGUGCCGCUGCACGUGGGCAUUAGCCUGAUGCUGCUGAGCAGCUACUGGAAGGAAAAGGGGAUUUUCUUGCUGCAGAUUCUGCAGAACGUAACAGCAAAAGAUGAGGCUGUGGCCUUUUUGCUGCAGCGGCGCAUGCAGACUCUUAACGAGCUGCUAGAUUUGCUGCCUCACCUGCCACCGCUGUGCCAGCAGCCCUUUUUGCUGCUGCUGCUGCGGCUGGCUUGCUGCGAGCAGCUGCACCCGCUGCUGCUGCCGACGGACCACAGGCAGCUGCAGCAGCGCGUGCAGCAGCACCAGCAGCAGGAACAGCAGCAGCAGCAGCAGCAGCAUGAAGACUGCCGCUUGCUGCUGGCUCUUUGCUGCUUCCUCUACCCAAAGCCUGGCAGCCCGCAGCGCGCGAAGGCGAAAGAUGAGCUGGAGGCCCAAGACGCAGAAGACGACAAGCAGCGGCAGCAGCAGCAGCAGCAGCAGCAGCAGCAGCAGCAGCAGCAGCAGGAGACUGGGGUCACAGAGAAGCAGCGGCUGCGGUUUCUACACCCCAAAGUGGAUGCCUUGAGUUUCGGCCCUGCAACAGACCCGAAGGCGCGGCGGCUGGCUCUGGAAGCUUUGGGGGCUUUGGCGGCUUCUGCGUACGGCCGAGAAACGCUGCGGUGGUUUGGAGUCUACGAAGUGCUGCGGGCGGUUUUCUGCAUAGAGCCGGAAGAAGAACUAAGGGAGAAGGUGGAGCAGAUGGUGCACUUGCUGGUCUUCUCUGAAGAAGAGCUGGCCCAGCAAGACAGUCAGCUGCAAAGGCAGGCAGCAGCAGCAGCAGCAGCAACAGCAGCAGCACCUAAGGCACUGACAGGCCCAGAGACACAGCCGGAACACAGCAGCAGCAGCAGCAGCAGCAGCAGCAGUGGUAGCAGCAGCAGCGGCAGUUGA
Eimeria tenella is the source of this 1386-nucleotide messenger RNA. RefSeq lists its product as uncharacterized. The coding region runs from base 1 to 1386 and encodes 461 amino acids. The record is from RefSeq and is a predicted model, not a curated record. The transcript is spliced from 7 exons. Lineage: Eukaryota; Apicomplexa; Conoidasida; Eucoccidiorida; Eimeriidae.